UCAGUGUCUGUGACCGGUUGGUUUUCUAGUGUCUUCCCUCAAACACCUUGCUUCCCACCAGAGAUUGAUUAUUUGCGUGCCUGAGUAAGUUGCCGUCUUCCAACAGAUAUCAGAAUCAGGUUCUCUCUGUGUAGAUCCCUCUAGCACCUUGCUAAGUAUCGUCCUUGCAGGAGACUUGGGAUUAUUCGAUUCUCGGUCUGAAGUCGGCCGCGAGUUGUGAAAUUUACUAUGGCUCAAGUCGGUAAUGAUUGCUACUUCUUCUACUACUCGAGCUGCAAGAAGGGACGCGCUUGUCCAUUCCGACACAGUGCCCCUGCACUUGGCAAGGAAGACGUCUGUCAAGAUUGGGCCAAAGGAAGCUGUAUUGUUCCGAAUUGUGCACGUCGCCACAUGGGAAUACAUAAAUACCGUGGCAGCAUGCCAUGCUACUGGGAGUCUCAGCGAGUGGGGUGUACCAAGCCGUUCUGCCCAUUCAAGCAUUUGAAGCCCCGUCCUGAUGCGCCUCUGCAAACUGGCCAAGUACAACCCACUAGGACUGCACCCCAAGGAGAUCCAGUCAAAGGUGGACCAGCGUAGGUGCUUCAACCUGAUUUCAAGUUGCUGAUGACCAUACCGGAUGACAGCAGUGCACAGCGCAGCGCUACCAUCCGGACUAUUGGCAAUUCUAAAGAAAGACUGCGACACGCCCGAACACAAGGGGUUGCCACCGACUCAACUGCCGCUGACUCCAGAAUGGAUAUGAGAAGAGCAACUCGAGCAAGGAGCCGAUACCAUUGGGUUCAUGCUCGCGAUCAGCUAAAUCAACAGCAUAGAUCUGAAACUGCAAGGCGUGGUCCAGGUCCUUUGUUACCCACGAAAAGGAAAGCAUCUGUUCAGCAAGAAGUCCAAACAAAGCCGUUAGCCAAACGACGCAGGCCUGAGCCUGUUGCUGUUCCAGCGUCCCCACAACCGUCCACCGCUGCUGGUCUUCGCAUCAAGUCUUUAGAUGAAAUCCUUGCUGAGAAACGCAAGCAUCACGAGACCAUUAGUGACAGCACUGUAUCUGCAGAAGACACCUGUCAAAGAAGACCGGCCGAUUCAACCAUCAAGGAAUCACCAUCAGUAGUUUCCAGUUCAGCAAGCAAGAAUGUAUGUAGUCCAGUAUUGAGUACUGCACCUACCAAGAGUUCCACUCCAGCGACACCACCUGCUAAGAUAACAAGACUCAGCAGUCAUUCUUCCGCUAAGAAGGAAAGCCCAGCCACUACGAAGGUGUCCCAAAGUGAAGGAAGUGAAGUUACUUCCACUGCUGAUACUUCGACUAUGAAGUCCGAUGCCAAGUCUGAAUUUGAUUGGCUCGAUGACAUCGACCUGCUUGAUGACGAUGCAUUUGAGAAAGCGAUGAGAGAAUUUGUUGGUGACGUAACCUACGUCGACUUGAAUAAGCCAGACCUUGACGAAACAGUCAACAGCGACGAUCUACUCCAGGAAGCGGAGCUGAUGAUUUAGACUAAGAGAACUGUUGUGUAUUUCCACAUUAAGCAGUGUGCUCACCAUUUGCCAUGCCUACAUCAUGCCUAAUCGCCAUUGGGGAUAUACACCCGGUUUUUUCCCUCUCUACUGCGUCCGUCGGCGCGAGGGUUUUUUCCCGGCUGGCUCGGUCCAGGAAAAUUAACCUGACGGCCCCAAGUGGUUUUGCGUCAUGCCCUAUUUCAGCUAUCCGCUGGCUCACUUAUUUGGGCAUCUUCGCCUAAUGCUUGAUUAUUAUUACUAAUAAUGCUUUGAGUGCUGCUUGAUAUAUCAGCAUAUAAUGCUAAUUUGAAUGCUCGCUUUUCACUUUCUCGCUGGCUGUGUUGUGCAGAAUCAUGUGCCAACCUUUACUACAUGUACAUUGCAUUGUCAUUUCAUUCAGUACAAUGCAAACAUAUUAUUAUUAUGGCCAUAUUUUCGACAACGCUGCUC
Sycon ciliatum is the source of this 1941-nucleotide messenger RNA. RefSeq lists its product as uncharacterized. The record is from RefSeq and is a predicted model, not a curated record. Bases 604 to 1488 code for a protein of 294 amino acids. Lineage: Eukaryota; Metazoa; Porifera; Calcarea; Leucosolenida; Sycettidae. The transcript is spliced from 7 exons.